AUGCCUCGCUUUCUGCACACUUGGACUGGAGCAUUUGUCUGGGUGGAGGACCCGAAGCAAGUGUCAUACGCUAUCCUCUCCCAUACCUGGCGAACCCCACUCCAGGGCGGUGAGCAAUCAUAUGAUCAUAUCCGCAUAUUCCAAGAUUCGCUGGCACUGUACACGUUGCAAAAUCCCCCUACUUCGCCCAUCGACCCUCCCACGAUCUUUACCCACUGCCCUACCCUAUCGGACAAGAUCAAGGGUGUUUGCUACAUCGCUCGGGAGGCCGGUUAUCAGCUCCUCUGGAUGGACUCGUGUUGCAUCGACAAGUCGAGCAGCUCUGAACUCUCCGAGGCGAUCAACUCGAUGUACGAGUGGUACAGACUCGCAGACGUAUGCUACGUCUACCUCGAGGACGUGCCCAUCGGCCCCGACCCUACUCGAGCCGACUCGAAAUUCCGAACCAGCAGAUGGCACACGCGUGGAUGGACACUGCAAGAGCUCAUCGGUGCCGAGCGUGUCGUGUUUUUGUCGAACACCUGGCGCCUCUUGGGUACGAAGAUGGGACUGGCCCCCACGCUGGCGGAGAUCACUGGGGUCGAUCACGACAUCCUCACUGGCCGCGUCUCUGUUGACUCCGUCAGCGUCGCACGUAGAAUGUCUUGGGCCGCCGGGCGACAAACAACGCGUAUCGAAGACCAGGCAUACUGCUUGAUGGGCCUAUUUCGCGUCCACAUGUCUCCUAUCUAUGGCGAGGGCACGAAUGCGUUUCUUCGUCUCCAGGAGGCGAUCAUCCGGACCAUCCCUGAUCAAACGAUCUUCGCCUGG
Molecule: messenger RNA, 810 nt
Organism: Trametes versicolor FP-101664 SS1
Lineage: Eukaryota; Fungi; Basidiomycota; Agaricomycetes; Polyporales; Polyporaceae
Exons: 1
Source: RefSeq, a predicted model, not a curated record